AACACAAACAGAUAGAAGCACAAGUAAUUUCUGAAGCCAGCAAUGGAAGGAUUUGUUAUACCUCUUUGCAUAUUGUCUCUAUUAGUAUUUUCCAUCUUAAUUACCUCCAAUGGUGUAGACACCAUAACAAAAACAAAAUCACUUGCAGAUGGUGAGACCAUAGUUUCAUCAGGUGAAAUCUUUGAAAUGGGUUUUUUUAGCCCAGGAACUUCCAAGAAACGGUACGUCGGAAUAUGGUACAAGAACAUACCAAUUACGACAGUGGUAUGGGUUGCCAAUAGAGAAACCCCAAUCUUUGACACAUCAGGUGUGUUAAAGCUCACGAGUCCAGGAAUUCUCGUCCUUGUAAAUGGCACUAAUGACAUUAUAUGGUCUACUAACACAUCAAGAACAGCGCAGGAUCCGGUUGUUCAACUUUUCGAUUCGGGUAAUAUGGUUGUGAGAAAUGCAGAUGAUGAAAUGAAAGCAGAGAGUUUGUUAUGGCAGAGUUUUGAUUAUCCGGGGGACACGCUUUUACCGGGGAUGAAGCUUGGAAAGAACUUGUCAACCGGCCAAGAAUGGUACCUUUCUUCGUGGAAGAGUGAUGAUGAUCCGGCUCAAGGUGUGUUUACACUCGUGCUUAAUGCUCAUGGAUACCCACAAAUGUUUGUUAGGAAUGGUACUAAUGACUUGUAUUGUUCUGGACCAUGGAAUGGUCUCCGGUUUAGUGGGAUUCCAUACACGGCAACAAUUCCUGGAUUCAGUUCUUAUUUCAAUACGGGGGAUGUUUUCUACACUAACGAGCUUACCAACACCUCAGUUGUUACAAGGUCCGUGUUGACUCAUGAUGGAUAUAUAACGCUGUCUCUAUGGGUUGACCAAACCCGCAGUUGGCUCGCUAUGGCGAGUGCACCAAAGGCUAGCUGUGACAUGUACGCAUCCUGUGGCUCGUAUGGUAUCUGCAUCAUUAAUAAUUCCCCAAUGUGUGAGUGUUUGGAUAAAUUUUUGCCGAAGUACCCAAAGGAUUGGGACCGUUUUGAUUGGUCAAGGGGGUGUGUUCGUAAGAUGCCUUUGGGUUGCCACGAGGGCGGAGAAGAUGGUUUCGUCAUGUAUUCAAGGGUCAAAUUGCCUGACACGCGGAACUCAUGGUUCGACACAAGGAUGAGCCUUGAAGAAUGUUGGAGAAUGUGUUUGGAAAACUGCUCUUGUAUGGCUUACGCAAAUCUGGACAUUCGUGGGGCAGGAACUGGUUGCUUGCUAUGGUUUGACAACCUGAUUGAUUUAAAAGAGUUCAUCGGAGGAAGCGGGCAAGACAUAUAUUUGAGGAUGGCAUCCUCUGAAUCAGGAGGAUAUGUUAAUUCGACGCUGAAAGGUAGAAACAUAAAGCGGAAAUGGAUCAUCACAGCACUUGCAGUUUCCAUGACCAUGCUAACUACAGCCUUCUUUUACUGUAUUUGGAGGAGAAAGUUGCAAAAGAAAGUUAAUGUAGCAGGGAAGGACUUGUUGUCAUUUGAUCUUGGCACAAGCAUUGGAGCUGACAACACCACACUGACUGAAGCCAGUAAGAGUCAAAAUAGUAGAAAUAAGGAAGUUGAUUUACCAAGGUUCAGCUUCACUAGUGUAUCUGCUGCUACUGAUAACUUCUCUGAUGCAAAUAAGCUCGGAGAGGGUGGUUUUGGACCUGUUUACAAGGGAAAGUUACAAAGAGGACAUUCAGUGGCUGUGAAAAGGCUUUCAAGAAAAUCUGGGCAAGGAUUAGAGGAAUUACAAAAUGAAGCAAUGCUCAUAGCAAAACUUCAACACAAGAAUCUUGUGAGACUAUUGGGCUGCUGUAUUGACGGAGACGAAAAAAUUUUGAUCUAUGAGUACAUGCCCAACAAAAGUUUGAAUUUCUUCCUUUUCGAUCCGAUCAAGCACGGGAUACUAAAUUGGGAGUUACGCCUUAAAAUUAUCGAAGGUAUUGCUCAAGGGCUUCUCUAUCUUCAUGAGUAUUCAAGGUUGCGAAUUAUCCACAGAGAUUUGAAAGCUAGCAACAUUCUCUUGGAUAAAGACAUGAACCCAAAAAUAUCAGAUUUUGGGAUGGCAAGAAUAUUCGGGGGCAACGGAUCACAAGCAACAAAUCGAAUUGUUGGCACUUAUGGCUACAUGUCACCGGAAUACGCCUUGGAAGGUCUCUUCUCAGUCAAAUCUGAUGUCUUCAGCUUUGGAGUAUUAUUGUUAGAGAUUCUAAGCGGCAAAAGGAGCACAGGCUUCUAUAACAGUGACUCCUUUAAUCUUCUAGGAUAUGCAUGGGACUUGUGGAAGAACGGCAGGGGACUGGACUUUAAAGAUCCGAUAUUAGAAGAUAUGUCUUCCACAAAUAUGCUGCUUAGAUACGUUAAUAUAGGGCUGCUUUGUGUUCAAGAAAGUGCAGCCGAUAGACCUACCAUGUCCAUUGUUGUAUCAAUGCUCAACAAUGAACUUGUCCUUGUAGCCUCUCCAAAACAACCUGCAUUUUCAACCAACAGGAGUGUCCUAGAUCAAACAUCACACAAAUGCCCCCAAAUUUGUUCAGAGAAUGAUGUGACACUCUCAAUUUUGGAAAUUUUUAUAGAUCUUCUUGUCCUUGGAAAUCCUGUUCAGAUUCUGCUUAUUUUGGUGGUGCUUCUGAGCUAUGGUUGUGGUUCUUCUUGGGUUUGUGCUUGCCAUUGUGGUCGAGGAACUGUUCUGGCUGUUGAUGUGAUUGAGAUAAUUGUCAUAUUUACACCGCUUGUGGCAAUUAUGGUAGCUGCAACAUUGGAAAUUCCCCGGUGUUUGGGUGUUUGGAUGGUUUUGUGCUCAAGUACCCAGAGGAGUGGGGCAAUGGAGAGAGGCCAAAUGGGUGUGUUCAAAGAACACCUUUCGAUAGUCCCCCAGGGUGUAAGAGAUUGGUUUGUCCAGUUUUCGAGGGUCAAAUUGCCUGACAUGUGGAAUUCGUGGUUUAACACAACGGAUAACUUGAGGAAUGUGGGAGAAUUUGCAGGGGUACUGCUAGUGUUCCAUUUCAGUUGUGAAGUCAUGCAGUUGGUUGAUGAGGAGAGUACAUAUAGUGGUUCUCAUUCUUUCUGUAAUGAACAAUGCAGAUCAAUGAAAGGAAACUGUUAUUCUUGUUCUAUACAUUUUCCAGAAGCAGUGGCCAAUGUUGGCUCUACUGGGAAGAGAAGAGAAAUAACUCUCAUUUUGAUUGGAAACAUAGACAUCAUGACUACAACAAAAUCACUUGCAGAUGGUGAGACCCUAAUUUCAUCAGGUGGAAUGUUUGAACUUGGCUUUUUCAGCCCAGGAACUUCCAAGAACCGGUACGUGGGAAUAUGGUACAGGACAGCAUAUUACAAGGAAAUACCAAGAACGGCUGUGGUAUGGGUUGCCAACAGAGAAACACCACUCUUCGACACAUCAGGUGUGCUAAAGCUCACGAGUCGAGGAAACCUAGUCCUUGUAAACGGCACUAAUGGCACAAUAUGGUCUACUAACGCUUCGAGAUCAGCACUGGAUCCGGUUGCGCAACUUUUCGAUAACGGUAAUAUGGCUAGUUUUGAUUAUCCGGGGAACACGCUUUUACAGAGAAUGAAGCUUGGGAAGAACUUCUUAACUGGUCAAGAACGGUACAUCUCUUCAUGGAAGAGCGAUAAUGAUCCAGGUGAAGGUGCGUUUACAUUCGUGCUUGACACGCAUGGAUACCCACAAUUGUUUCUGAGGAAGGGCACUGCUGAGUACUUGUAUGGGUCUGGACCAUGGAAUGUUCUCCGCUUUAGCGGGAUUUCAAACUCAAACCAGAUUUUCCGAUUCAACUAUGAUUUAAGACUCGAUUAUGAUCUCAAUAUGGAGGAGGUUUACUACACUUUCGAUGUCCCCAACGCAUCAGUUGCUCUGAGGACCGUGUUGAGUAGUGAAGGAUAUGUAGGGCAAUGGACAUGGGUUGAUCAAACCCGUGGUUGGAUCGCUAUGGCGAGAGCACCGGAGGCUAGCUGUGACAUGUAUGCGUCCUGUGGCUCGUAUGGUAUCUGCAACAUUGGUAACACUUCAAUGUGCGGGUGUUUGGAUAAGUUUGUGCCGGUGAACCCAAGAGAGCACCGGAGGCUAGCUGUGACAUACAGAAUCUUCUGCCUGUUCUGCCAAAAGGGAAGUGAAGAAAGCCAUAUUUUUUUGGCGGAAGGAUUUGAAGGAGAUGCGGGGUAUGGCAGAAAUAAAAUGGAAGGAUUUGUUGUACCACUUUGCAUAUUGUCUCUAUUCUCCCUCUCAAUUACCUCCAAUGGUGUAGACAUCAUGACUACAUCAAAAUCACUUGCAGAUGGUGAUACCAUAGUUUCAUCAGGUGGAAUCUGUGAACUUGGUUUUUUCAGCCCAGGAACUUCCAAGAACCGGUACGUGGGAAUAUGGUACAGGGCAUUAUAUUACAAGGAAAUACCAAAAACGGCUGUGUUAUGGGUUGCCAACAGAGAAACACCACUCUUCGACACAUCAGGUGUGCUAAAGCUCACGAGCCGAGGAAUCCUAGUCCUUGUGAAUGGCACUAAUGGCACCAUAUGGUCUACAAAUGCUUCGAGAUCAGCACAGGAUCCAGUUGCGCAGCUUUUCGAUAGCGGUAACAUGGUUGUGAGAAACAAAGAUGAUGAACUAAGAACAUGGAAUACGUUAUGGCAGAGUUUUGAUUAUCCGGGGAACACACUUUUACCGGGAAUGAAGCUUGGGAAGAACUUCUUAACUGGCCAAGAAUGGUACAUCUCUUCGUGGAAGAGCGAUAAUGAUCCAGGUGAAGGUGCGUUUACAUUCGUGCUUGAUACGCAUGGAUACCCACAAAUGUUUCUGAGGAAGGGUACUGCUGACUACUUUUAUGGGUCUGGACCAUGGAAUGGUCUCCGCUUUAGCGGGAUUUCAGACUCAAACCUGAUUUUCAGAUUCAACUAUGAUUUAAGACACAAUUAUGAUCUCAAUACGGAGAAGGUUUACUACACUUUCGAUGUCCCCAACAUCUCGAUUGCUACGAGGACCCUGUUGAGUAGUGAAGGAUAUGUGGAGCAACUGACAUGGGUUGAUCAAAUCCGCGGUUGGAUUGCUAAGGCGAGAGCACCGGAGGCUGGCUGUGACAUGUACGCGUCUUGUGGCUCGUAUGGUAUCUGCAACAUUGGUAACACUUCAAUGUGCGGGUGUUUGGAUAAGUUUGUGCCGGUGAACCCAAGAGAGUGGGAACUUGGAGAUUGGUCAACUGGGUGUGUUCGGAGGACGCCAUUGGGUUGCCACGAGGGUGGAGAAGAUGGGUUUGUCAAGUAUUCAAGGGUCAAAUUGCCCGACACACGGAACUCAUCAUUCGACAUAAGGAUGAGCCUUGAAGAAUGUCGGAGAACGUGCUUGGGAAACUGCACUUGUACCGCUUAUGCAAAUCUGGACAUACGCGAGGAAGGAAGUGGUUGCUUGCUUUGGUAUGGUGACCUGAUUGAUAUUAAAGAAUUCAUCGAAGGAGGCGGGCAAGACAUCUAUGUGAGGAUGGCAUCCUCUGAAUCAGGUUAUGUGAAUCCCACAGCCAGAGGUAGAAGUGUGAGGUGGAAAUGGAUCAUCACAGCACUUGCAAUUUCCAUGACCCUGCUGACUAUAGCCUUCUUUUACUGUAUUUUGAGGAGAAAGUUACAAAAGAAAGGGAAGGACUUGCUGUCAUAUGAUCUUGGGACAAGCAUUGGGGCUGGCAACAACACACUAACUCAAGCCAGCAAGAGUCUAAAUAGUGGAAAGAAGGAAGUUGAUUUACCAUGGUUCAGCUUCGCUAGUGUAUCUGCUGCUACUGAUAGCUUCUCUGAUGCAAAUAAGCUUGGAGAGGGUGGUUUUGGACCUGUUUACAAGGGAAAGUUACAAAGAGGACAUACGGUGGCUGUGAAAAGGCUUUCCACAAAAUCUGGACAAGGAUUGGAGGAAUUUCAAAAUGAGGCAAUGCUCAUAGCAAAACUUCAACACAAGAAUCUUGUGAGACUACUAGGCUGCUGUAUUGAUAGAGAUGAAAAAAUUUUGAUCUAUGAGUACAUGCCCAACAAAAGCUUGGAUUUCUUCGUUUUCGAUCCGAUCAAGCACGGGAUACUACAUUGGGAGUUGCGUCUUAAAAUUAUCGUAGGAAUUGCUCAAGGGAUUCUCUAUCUUCAUGAGUAUUCAAGGUUACGAAUUAUCCACAGAGAUUUGAAAGCUAGCAACAUUCUCUUGGAUAAAGACAUGAACCCAAAAAUAUCCGAUUUUGGGAUGGCAAGAAUUUUCGGAGGCAACGGAUCACAAGCAACAAAUCGAAUUGUUGGCACUUACGGCUACAUGUCCCCAGAAUACGCCUCAAGAGGUCUCUUCUCAAUCAAAUCUGAUGUUUUCAGCUUUGGAGUACUGUUGUUGGAGAUUCUAAGUGGCAAACGGAACACAAGCUUCUAUGACAGUCACUCCCUUAAUCUUCUAGGAUAUGCAUGGGACUUGUGGAAGAGUGGCAGGGCACAGGAUUUAAAAGAUCCGAUAUUAGAAGAUAUAUCUUCCACAAAUACACUGCUGAGAUACAUAAAUAUAGGUCUGCUUUGUGUUCAAGAAAGUGCAGCCGAUAGGCCAACCAUGUCUGAUGUUGUAUCAAUGCUCAGUAAUGAAGCUUCCUUUCUCCCAUCUCCAAAGCAACCUGCAUUUUCAUUUAGUAUGAGCGUCCUAGAUCAAUCUCCACACAAACACCACGAAAUAUGUUCAGAGAAUGAUAUGACAAUGUCAAUUUUGGAAGCACGAUGACGGGUCAUAACUACAGCGAGGAUUCAUCAUAUUCUCAGUGUUAUCUCUUAAGAUGAAGGUCGUAAUUCUUUCUUAAGCUCGUGUCUCCUCUCUUAAGCUUGUUGUCCUUGGAAAUCCACCGGAGAGUCUGGUAUUCAAUUAAAACUUCCCCUCCUAGGAACUAGUUUGUGCCAUGUUGUGUAAUUAUUGUGUUGGUGUUUCUGAUGUAUAGUUGUAUUUCUUCUUGGGGUUGUGCUUGCCAUUGUGGUUGAGGAACUGUCACAGCAGUUGACGUUAUUGUGCGUGCAAUGCCUCUCGACGGAAAAAGAAAAGAAAGCAACUGGAAAUUUCAUCUGCAUUGAAGCUUGAGCUAUACGCUAUGAAUAUUGUCCUCA
Messenger RNA from Rhododendron vialii, 7106 nucleotides. RefSeq lists its product as uncharacterized. Bases 43 to 6732 code for a protein of 2229 amino acids. Gene Ontology annotation, molecular function: ATP binding; protein serine/threonine kinase activity. The record is from RefSeq and is a predicted model, not a curated record. Gene Ontology annotation, biological process: protein phosphorylation; recognition of pollen. The transcript has 22 exons. NCBI's taxonomy places the organism in Eukaryota, Viridiplantae, Streptophyta, Magnoliopsida, Ericales, Ericaceae.